AUGGCCAUGAUGUCGCCAAAAUUACCCAGACAAAGGAUACAGAUCAGCAUUAAUUACAACAACGGCAACGAGCCUGACAAACUCUACAAAGGGUCGGGCCCAGGGGGAGCCGCCACCAUUGCGUCCAACGAGUGGAGUGCCAACGGUAGCCCAGAAGAUGGGCUGGAUGGGGACAACGAGGACAAGGCCAUCGACGGGGACGCCGAAGGAGUAUGGAGCCCAGAUAUUGAGCAGAGUUUUCAGGAGGCCCUUGCUAUCUACCCUCCAUGCGGCCGGAGGAAAAUCAUCCUGUCGGACGAAGGCAAGAUGUAUGGUCGCAAUGAAUUGAUAGCGCGGUACAUCAAGCUGAGGACGGGCAAAACUCGCACAAGGAAACAGGUGUCUAGUCACAUACAGGUGUUAGCACGGAAGAAAGUUCGCGAAUACCAGGCGGGUAUCAAGGUUUCUAGCCACUUGCAGGUUCUCGCCCGGAGAAAAUCUCGCGAGAUCCAGUCAAAGCUAAAGGCAAUGAAUUUGGAUCAGGCAUCUAAAGACAAAGCCCUGCAGAACAUGGCAGCACUAUCGUCCGCGCAGAUCGUCUCGCCGAUGAAGAAUCAUCUUCCGCCACUACCCCCCGCCCCCUACCAAACAGGCAGAUUCUGGUCGGCACCAAUGCCGGGACAGCCUGGACCUUCUCAGGAGCUGGUUCUAAAUCUCAACCCGGGAAGGACUCCUGGGAUUUGCCGCACCAGCCAUGCUAUCAAACCUUUUGCACAGCCUCCAUACCCGAGCCUAUCAGGUCCAGUACUGCAGUCCAUACCAAGUUAUGAGCCCUUGGCACCGCCUUCCGCUCCCACCGCCACGGCAGUGCCAGUGUGGCAGGACCGGACCAUUGCCUCCUCAAAGUUGCGCAUGUUGGAAUACUCGGCCUUCAUGGAGGUUCAAAGAGACCCAGACACUUACAGCAAACACCUGUUUGUCCACAUAGGACAGACCAACCCCUCCUACAGCGACCCACUCCUGGAGGCUGUGGACAUCCGGCAGAUUUACGACAAGUUCCCUGAGAAGAAGGGUGGCCUUAAGGAACUUUACGAGAAAGGCCCCCAGAAUGCUUUUUUCCUCGUUAAAUUUUGGGCUGACCUGAACAGCAGCGGCAUGCAGGAUGGCCCAGGUUCUUUCUACGGCGUCACCAGUCAGUACAGUAGCAUUGAGAACAUGACCAUCACUGUUUCCACCAAAGUCUGCUCCUUUGGGAAGCAGGUUGUGGAGAAAGUGGAGACGGAGUACGCCCGCCUGGAGGGAGGAAAGUGCGUUUACAGGAUCCACCGCUCCCCGAUGUGCGAGUACAUGAUCAACUUCAUCCACAAACUGAAACACUUGCCUGAAAAAUACAUGAUGAACAGUGUUCUUGAAAACUUCACCAUCCUCCAGGUGGUGACGAACCGCGACACCCAGGAGACUCUGCUGUGCAUAGCGUUUGUGUUUGAGGUGUCCACGAGCGAGCACGGCGCUCAGUACCACGUCUACAGACUCGUGAAGGACUAACACUAGCAAGGACGUCUUGUGACGAGCCAGACAAAACAGUGAAACACAAUCUAUCCCUCUUCAGCCAGCUCGACUAAGCCAGGAAAGCCUGGAAUGACAUUGAAACGAUGCUAGAGUAAACCAACAAGGGGACGUUUUUUGGAAUAAAACACAUUUAUCAGACCAGUAGCUCGUGUUUAAACACACCUUUUUAGAUGAAGUGGAGGUAUGUGAUAGAGAUUGGAAUGAUUCUUGAGGGAGUGAGGAGGUGCUUAAGUGAAUGAGAAGACAUUACUCGGCGCAAUAAGUGCAAGAACUGGACCAUGGAGGAGCCAAGUGGUGUUUGUAGUAGGUUUUCGUUAGGAAAGACAAGUGCCUUUUUCCUCCAAAGAUGAUAUCAUUGCCUGCCACUUUUGAUUGCCUUUUGUACUACCUCUUGUAUUUUUUUUUUUUUUAAACGAGCAGAUCCUCAUCAGAAAAUUGGACAUACAAACCCUUCGGAUGUUAGUUUAUAACACUCUUAUCUCCCCAGUUAUAAUACUUUGUUGUACAGUGUGAAGGCUUAGCAUUGUAGCCUUAUUUGUGGUACUGCCUGUCUGUUGUAAUACACAAAAUCAGGUCUUACAGAUGUUUCUUCUGCCUGCUUGCCUUACGUAAAGCCAGCGCUUUGCCUUCCCCCCCACUCCUUUUAUAACCCCUGUUACAAUAGCACCGUUUCCACCGACAUUUUCAGCAACGUUUAUCCUGGAAAAUUGAUUCAAAUCAGGUCCUUGAGAAGUUCCCGGGAUUCUGAGAUGACCCACCUCACUAUUAGGUACUUUUCCAGGGAAAGUCUGGGAUUUGGGGGAUUUUUUUCCCCAAAAUAAAUUUGGUGGAAAAGGAACUAUUGCUUUAUUGGAAGAUGUGUACUUGGCGAGGGCUGAUGGGGAGGGGAUGUGUAGGAUUUUCUCCCUUGAUAAAUGUAGCCUAAGUGAAAAAUACAUUGUGUCUGUACUGUGAGUCAAAUGGUUCCUAAAGGAAUGUGUGUUACAUAGGAGUAUUUUUAUUUUUAGGGUACCGUAGGGUGGGAGGGGGGGAGGGUGUUAUUUGUGAUCUCAGCACAGAGAGGAAAUAUGAAAGAAUUGAAUCACUGUUUCUUUUGUUUAAAAAAGAAAUUGCGUGCUGUGAAGUCAUUCGCUUUACUCUUCACUCAAUGCCCAUAAAAGCUUAAAUGUUGAUAUUUAAGAUUUUUGACAUCCAACUCAAAACUGUUGUCUCUGUGCUGUGGAACAUGACCAUUGAUUGUUAUUUAUAGGGUUGACAAGCAGAUACUUCUAAGGGUAGAGGGGGGGUUCACUUGAAGCAUAUUGAUUAUUUUUCAUUCAGAUGGAAAUGUUGAGUCGGUAAGUAUGGCAGGACUUCUUUUGGAUCCUGCAAGACAAGCGAAAAAGAGUCUCACUUGGACAAUUUUUUGCCAUAAAAUCUGACAUUGAUGGAGUGCCUGCCUGCCUUUGAAUGUUGCAACCUAGACAAAAAAACGCUCCUUUGCUCAGUGUAUCUUUUAUACCGUUUUAUUGCCAUUACCAUUUGUGUUUUGAUUCUGUCGUCUUGACUUUCAGUGUUUGCGCUUCACUGAAAUUAAUGUGUGAUUGUGCUGAUAUUGAUAAUUAAUAUGAGAUAUCUAAUGUAUCAUAUUCUGAAUGGUGUGGGAGGGUGUUUAUUUGUUGUUUUUGUUUUUUUGGUUGAAGGUGGUUUACUAUUGUCUUUGCUACAAUUGUGAAUUGCAAUUUUAUACUUCCAAAUAGAGGUUGGACUAUGUAAUCAAACCAUUGUAUCUAACAAUAAAAGACACAUGGUGCCUUUGGGGGCCAUUUUCCCC
This is a messenger RNA of Doryrhamphus excisus (bluestripe pipefish), 3361 nucleotides long. The record is from RefSeq and is a predicted model, not a curated record. Lineage: Eukaryota; Metazoa; Chordata; Actinopteri; Syngnathiformes; Syngnathidae.